UGGAAACUGUGAUUAUAUAUGUUUUCAGGAUUCUUGGAUGAAUAAAAAGUUCAAAAGAGCAGCAUUUAUUUAAAAUAAAUCUUUUGUAACACUAUGAACGUCUUUCCUGUCACUUUGAUUAAUUUAACGUGUUCUUGAUGAAAACAAUUUUUAAAAAAUUCUUAAUUUUUAAAUGUAAUUUAAAAAUAUUUUAAAUAUUUCUUUUUAAACAUUUCUUUUUCAAAUUUCUAAAACAUUCUCUUUAUUUAUUUUUAAAUUUAAAAAAGAAAAGAAGAAAAAAACAACUUCAAAGUACUGAUCUUGCAAAAAAUGAUUUGCAUGUGUGUGAGCAUGUUUGGUUCUGUGUGUGAAGUCAGCUUCCUAUUUAAACCACCACUACUUUAAGUAAGUUCCUGUAGAGUUCCUGUGCUUAUUCUCAUCAUGGCUGAUGGUGAGAAGGUGAUCUAUACUUCCCUGGAGGUGCUCAUCGCUGUAGGAUGCUGCCUGGGGAACAUGCUGGUCAUCUGGGCAGUGUGGUCAUGCCGUGCCUUAAGCCAGACUACAUUCUGUUUCGUUGUGUCUCUGGCGGUGGCUGAUCUUCUGGUGGGAGCAGUGGCCGUGCCUUUCGCUGUGGUGGUUGAUGGACGUUUGAAGACUAGUUUCCACAGCUGCCUCUUCAUCAGCUGUGUGGUCAUUGUGUUGACCCAGGCCUCUGUUCACUCCCUGCUGGCCAUCGCUGUGGACCGAUACCUGCGUGUUUAUAACCCUCUCAGGUACAGGGGAGCAGUCAGAAAGAAGCACUUAUGGGCCGCGGCCACUGUAUGUUGGCUCUCUGCUUUUAUACUAGGUUUCAUUCCCAUGCUUGGAUGGCACAAAAAAGACACCACAACCACUGAAAACUCCACGAUUACAUGUCAUUUCAUAACGGUCAUACACAUGUCCUACAUGGUCAACUUCAACUUCCUCGCUUGCAUCCUUACACCCACUAUCAUCAUGAUGGUGCUGUACUUGUUACUCUUCAAUAUGAUAUCCAAACAGCUCAGAAAAAGAAUUGGGAGUCGCACCGUGGAGUCCUUUUACCAUAAGGAGCGGAGACUGGCCAAUUCUCUGGCUUUGGUUCUGGUUCUAUUUGCUGUUUCUUGGCUUCCGCUGCACAUAAUGAACACGGUGAAUUACUACAAGAUUGUCGAAGUUCCCUCUGUCGCCUUUCACAUUGGCAUCCUCCUCUCUCACGCUAACUCCGCCAUUAACCCCAUAGUGUACGCUUUCAAAGUCCCUAAGAUUAAGAUGGCAUUUAAAAGCAUCCUCAUGAAGGAGACAAGCUCGGAACAGAAAGGAAAUCAGAGCAGCCAGACUUUGGAUAACAACGAGAGCAACUCGAACAGCACCGCCAGAUGCAGCAUGAAAAUAAAACCACAAGUCGUUUUGAUUUCAAAUCAGGACGGUUAGCAUUAGUCUGUAAUCGGGAGACCAGGCUAGAAGUCAAAAGUAAAAAAAAAUAUCCAGCAAUGGUUUUGUAUGUUGGUUUCAAAUGCCUAGUUCCUAAAUUAGAAUAUUUUUCUGACUUUUAACAUUCAAACUACACUGUAAUUCUACUGUCAUCGUAUUUUUGUACUAAAUAAAUUAGCACAAUAAAACUGCACUGAAAUACCUAAAAACAAGGACCAGCUGUAUAAUGAAGAGGCUGAAUUGUUUUUUCAUAAAUAUAUUUAUUAUAUAUUAUGCUAUAUAUGUAUGCAAUUUAUUACUAACAAUAUCUGUAGGAUAUUUUUAUACAUGUAUUUGUUUUGUUUAAGUUUUUAUGUGAGAACUUGCCCCACUAUGGUCAACAUGUGUUUCAAUGAACUGUCUG
Cyprinus carpio (common carp) is the source of this 1831-nucleotide messenger RNA. Its product is annotated as adenosine receptor A3-like. Gene Ontology annotation, cellular component: dendrite; membrane; synapse. The record is from RefSeq and is a predicted model, not a curated record. NCBI's taxonomy places the organism in Eukaryota, Metazoa, Chordata, Actinopteri, Cypriniformes, Cyprinidae. Gene Ontology annotation, molecular function: G protein-coupled adenosine receptor activity. Gene Ontology annotation, biological process: G protein-coupled adenosine receptor signaling pathway.